Molecule: messenger RNA, 1758 nt
Organism: Scomber japonicus (chub mackerel)
Lineage: Eukaryota; Metazoa; Chordata; Actinopteri; Scombriformes; Scombridae
Product: kelch-like protein 38
Exons: 4
Coding region: 1-1758 (585 amino acids)
Molecular function (GO): protein binding
Source: RefSeq, a predicted model, not a curated record
AUGGAUCGAUCAGCAGUCGAGAUGUUCCACUACAAAGACAAGGAGCAGUCCUCCAGCCUGCUACUUCAACUCAAUAGACUAAGACAACAGAGCAUCCUGACUGAUGUGUUACUGUGUUCAGACAACACAGAGUUGCCAUGCCAUCGCAAUGUCCUGGUCUCCAGCAGCCCCUACUUCAGAGCCAUGUUCUGCAACAACUUCAUGGAGAGGCAGCAGACCAAGAUAAACUUGAAGGGCGUCACGUCAGCCAUUCUGAGCCGUGUCAUCGACUAUGUUUACACUGGACUCGUUAGUAUCAGCAUGGAUAUUGUGCUGCCUCUGAUGCAGGCAGCUUCCAUGUUGCAAUAUGGUCGCCUUUUUGAGGCCUGCUCAAGCUUUCUCCAGCAGCAGCUGAGCCCAGACAACUGUUUGAGCAUGAUAAGACUCUCUGAGAUCAUGAAUUGUAACAGUUUAAGAGACAAGGCAAAAGAGAUGGCCAUGAAGAGCUUCUCUGAUGUGUCUGCCUCUGAGGAUCUGUGUGAGCUCUCCUUACCGGAGCUCAUGGGAUACCUGGAGGAUGAUGGUCUUCACGCAGAGGAGGAGCAGGUUUUUGAGACACUUGUUGCUUGGAUCCACCAUGAUCCUUUAUCCAGGCGUGGAGCCAUCAGCGACCUUUUCAAGAAAGUUCGCCUUCGCUACAUCCAUCCCACCUACCUCUUUCAGUUCAUAGCCAAUGACCCUCUGAUUCAGUCUUCCACCCUCUGCACUGAGAUCAUUGAAUCUGUACGACGACUCAUGUUUGCUGUCAGCACAAAAUGCUUAAGUGACAUGGCUGUUGACUUCAAACCUCUUUGGGUUGCACCAAGGCGUUACACCUACCAUGACAAGUUGGUAGUGGUAGGUGGGAGAAGGAACAAUGAGCGGACAUCAAGGGAAGCACUAGUCUUUGAUGAGAUGAGCCAGAAAUGGCAGUGGUUGGCCAAACUGCCCGUCCGUCUGUACAAAGCUGCUUAUGUCACCCUCCACAGUGUGCUGUAUGUCAUCGGAGGCCUGACCAGAAACAUAAAGAACAGCCAAGUCAGUACAAGCGUCUACACCCUCUCCCUCAAGACAAACGAGUGGCGGACAGCAGAGCCCAUGCUAGAACCACGCUUUGCCCACCAGAGUGUCUCUUACCUUCAUUUCAUCUUUGCCCUUGGUGGCCUCGGGCCUGACACACGACUGGCAGACAGUGUGGAGAGGUACAACAGUAUGUUCAACCAAUGGGAGUAUAUGGCACCCAUGCCUAAGGCCGUGCUGCACCCUGCAGUGGCUGCUACUAACCAGAGGAUUUAUAUGUUUGGAGGAGAAGAUGCAAUGCAGAACCCAGUCCGACUAAUACAGGUAUAUCACAUUGCCAGGAACAUGUGGUCUACAAUGGAGAACAGAACAGUGAAGAAUGUGUCUGCUCCGGCUGCCGUUAUUGAUGAAAAAAUAUACAUUAUUGGAGGAUACACCAGAAGAGUGAUUGCAUAUGACACCAAGGCCAACCGGUUCAUCAAGUGUGCCAACCUGAAGGAGAGAAGGAUGCACCACUCUGCCACAGUGCUCAAUAACACACUCUUCAUCACUGGCGGACGAUACAUCGAUGGCCAUGAUGUCAUUGAGGACUCUGACAAUUUUGAAUGCUAUGACCCAAAGACAGACGCCUGGACAUCUAAGGGGGCUCUGCCAUACAAACUGUUUGACCAUGGCUCCCUGACUUUGACAUGUGUUUCACAAACGUGGGCAAAAUCAUAG